GACGCGCCGAGUGUCGAGACUCGAGACGCCCGCGGCGCCAACACAUACGCUUCUGCAUAGAACAUUCACACCAUUUACUUACUACAGAAAUAAUAAUACUUAAUAUUAUGUGAAUUUGUGUUGUAGUGUCCUAAGAUCGUAGAUAGUGUCUGUAAAAUAUGUAACAUAUGCUUACUUAUACCUUAUCGCAUUCUCAUUCGCAUUUCAGUCGGAACGUCCGUAAUAUUUCCAAUAACAAGAAAGUAAAAUCUACUUUCUAUUUAUUCAAGUAACUACUACUACAUACAAAGGCAUAGUAUAAUUAUUAUGUUACUGUAAAUGGUCAUAUCAAUAAAACUAUGAGGUUUAACUAGUAGUUCUAAGAUUUACCAAUAUGAAUUGGGUAACGUUGGGAAUCAGGAUUCUAUAAACAAGGCCUAAUUUUUCAGACUUUUACCUAUUUUACCAUUUUACUUCGAUUUAUUGUUACAUUUUGUCAUAAACGGUUGGUAAAUGUUAAAUUUUGUAUAAAAAUUGCUUUUAUAUUUUAAUUUUUUAUUAUAAUUAAGUAGAUAUUUAAGUACCUAUCAGUUCAUCUCUUAUGGUUCCCUGAAGUUCUUUUUAUUGUAAAAUUUUCGACCUUAAGUACAAUAAUGAACACGAAUGCCCGGUUCAGUUACUGUCCUAAUACCUACGUUGGCACUUGGCAUCUCGAGCAUGUCUUAUGUUAGGACAUCUAGUGGAGGAAUCAGUCUGCGCGGCACCACUCUACUAGACACAGCCUAUAAUACUCAGUACUCACUAGUCUCUUAGCCCCGAAUAGAAUUUGGACGCAACCUUCUGACCUGUGUCACGUGUGCCAGAGAGCCAGGUACGGGGCUGGCGCAACGCUUAUCGCAAGUGCGCGAAUAUCGCAGAAUGUCGCGCGCUCGCACUGAGAAAGUAAAACGAAUGCCGACUGCGGAGCCCGACGAACCGCGUCUCAAAUCUGUUUCCACACGGCACGCAUUUUAUAUAAACGUAAUAACAUAAUCAAGUGUGUAUUAUAUAAAUUAUUUACUUAAGUACUUAUAAAAUCAAUGAUUUACAAAAAUAUAUGAGUUAGGUAAGUAUCUAAGUCCUUACUGGAAAUUUACGUUAUGGCAAAUACUUAAAGCCUGUGACAGACUUUGAUUUAAAUUAAAUAAGAGUGAGGCUUUGGGCUGCGCCGCGCCACUCGCGACAGUCGAGGGCGAGUGCCGGCCGCUCCGCGCGCCCUCCGCCUGCCGCGCCGCUGGCAACAACAUGCUGACUCACUCCGAAGAUCGCACGUGGCGGAAAUGUAUACGCAUUUAUAGUUAACCAGCUGUUAUAAAUUGUGAGUGAGAGGACUGUAGAACACCUGAAACUUAUAUUAACAAUCUCUACUGAGCCUCCCUCUACCACUAAUAUUAAUUAACCUUCACUUUAUACACUCGACAAUGCAUGUAGACAUGUGAGAUUAUAGGUUUACCAACACCGCCGCCACCACUGGCAUCCAUUAUCCACUGGCGCUAGCCUAGACCGCACUAUAGACUUAGCAUACUUAAAAAUACCGUUAUAGACUAUCACAUGAAAGAAAUUGCAGGUAUGUGAGACCUAGCUUUAAAUUUGUUUUACAUGACUGAAGGAAUCGGCAGUCGCGGCUUGUGUAAAUAGACGCGCGGCGACGGCGACGCGUGUGACGGUAGAGGUGGUGUGGCUACUCACGUUGCUCCGGAACUUGAAGAACAGCGACAUGAGCGGGAGGCGCGCUGCGGGCUGCGGCCGGCGUCGCCCCGACACUGCCGCGCGCACGCCCGCGCCGCGCCCCGCGCCGGCCCGCUACACCCCGCGGCAUACGGCGCAACACCGCGCGGCACUCUCAAAGCAUACGAAACAACUCUGUUUGACUGAGCUGUGCUAAGCUGUGCUGUACUUAGUGGCUGAGGGUAGCGGAGCUGUGCGCAGCCGCGUUAUUAUCGAGCGGCGGUAUAGGCGGCGGGUGCGGCGGGCGCGGCGCGGGGAGCGGCGGCGCGCAGUGCCGAUACAGGAGUCGACAGCGUCGCACGAUGAUGUCGCGCGCGUGGGCCUGGUGGGUGGCGCUGGUGGCGGCGGCGGGCGCCCGCGAGCUCGACCCCGCCGCCUGCGCUUCGCGCUUUGAUGUGCAGCGCGACAAGAUCAUCCGCACGGAGGAAUCGCGUGAGAUGGGCGCGCGGUAUCUCUCCGAGCUGGACGUGGGUGCGCGACACGAAUGCCUGCGCCUCUGCUGCGAGACCGACGCCUGCGACGUGUUCGUCUAUGAAGAGAAGGGCCCGGGCAGCUGCUACCUGUUCAACUGUGGGCCGCCAGAGGACUUCCGCUGCAAGUUCACGGCGCACAGUAACUUCAGCAGCGGUGUAUUAGCCCUGAGCCGACGCCUCGCCGAGCUGCAAGACCAGGAGCAGCGCACGCACCACGAGCGGGAGCUGGCCAGCCUCAGAGGCGGCGUUACCACGGUAGCCAGUAGCACGGCUCCGGCGACGUCGGUGGCGCCCCCGCCUCCCGCGUCGGCGCCGGCGCACCACGCUGUGCAGCCCCCUGCGCCGGCGCACCACGCUGUGCAGCCCCCUGCGCCGGCGCCUGUGCCCGCGCACCUGGCACGCACGCCGCACGCACUAGAUGUUCCACCACCACCGCCGCCACGUCGGUGCAGCCGCUACCAGUUCGAGUGCCGGCGCGGCGGGGAGUGUAUCGCGGUGUACAACGCGUGCGACGGCGUGCCGCAGUGCGCAGACGGCAGCGACGAGGCGCCCGAGCUGGGCUGCCCCUCCCCGCCGCCGCCGCCGCCCCCGCCCGGUCCCGCCGCACCGCCGCCCACGUCCCAGCUACCCAUGAAGACACUUCAGGAGAGCUCCGAGGUGAUGGCGGAGGCGGGCGCGGAGGAGGCCGCGGCGCCGCCCGACGCGCCGCCGGAGCGCUGGCCGCACCGCCUCGCGCAGGCGCAGCCGCCGCACAGAUACUCCGGUGCCGAGGCUGCACCCAGCUCGCACAUCUUCAGCCACAAGGGCGGGCUGCUGCAGGAGGCGGAGGCGGCGGCGCCGUACGCGCCCUUCGAGCCGCCCUGGCCGCGCCGCCCGUGGCCGCAGCCCGGCGCAGACAGCAUGGCGGGCGAGCGCGGGUGGAGCGCGGGCGGCGCGGGGGCGGGCGCGGGCGGCGCGGGCGGGGAGUACGCGCGGCUCGACUGGCCCGAGCCCGACCCGCGCCGCGCCUGGCCCGUGCCGCAGCACCGCCCCGACCCGGAUAUGUCAGUGUACCUUCCGCCCAAGACGAUGCCUGAAGUUCCAAUGGUGUAUUCGAGCCAGCAGCAGACGCUGCGGGACAGCCCCAAGAAAGGGUUCGAGUUGAACAAGAAGCCGGAGGGCACCGCGCCGCCGCCCCCGCCCCCGCCGCCGGCCGCCCCGCCCGCGCCCCUCCGCCGCGACCAGACGCCGUCCGACGCACACCUCUCCGACACUAACAAGUUCCCCAAGGACAAGCCUUCAGACUCGAGAAAACCAUUGGGCGAAGGAAGUGAGAUGGGCCCGAGCGAGACGAGCGAGGGGAAAAAGGCAGGAGUCCCCUCCGCGCACCAACACUACGCGCCCGACGACCACGACGGGCUCAGCGAGCGCCCGCCCGCCGCCGUGCUGCUGCUCGUGCUGGGCGUGCUGAUGACGGCGGCGAUGGGCGCCAUGCUGGGCUGUCGCGCGCGCGCGGCGCGGCGGCGGCUGCGGCGCGGCAAGUCGCCCUUCGCGCACGACGCCGACUACCUCGUCAACGGCAUGUACCUGUAGCGCGCUCGCCACGCGCCACACAUCGCGCCGCAUCUCGCGCCGCACCUCGCGCCGCACAACGCGCUACACGACGCACGGCCGACGACUUCGACCCAGACUCGAACAAGCUUCGCGGCUGCAUCUAUGCUGACGCGCGCGCAACCCAGUAAAGAACAGAAUUAGAACUUGCGACGAUGGAUAAUGUAUGGUGUAUUAAUCCCAGUAGCUAUGUUACUGUACUGCGAUGUCCACGCGUCAUCAUAGGUAUAUAGCUGUAUAAGCGGUAUUAAUGAAAUAUACAUUAAUGUAAGAUUCGCAAGUUUUAACAAGUCCAUUGCCUGUCGUGUACUGUGUUGUCGCGUCGGGCCGCAGCGAGCGCCCGUUAUUAAUUAUAAUUCUUCGUGCUCUUAAUGUAACACUCGUGUACUUUACCAGGUUGUUUUCAAUAAAAGUUUUAUUAAUAAUGAUA
Manduca sexta (tobacco hornworm) is the source of this 4239-nucleotide messenger RNA. Its product is annotated as low-density lipoprotein receptor-related protein 11. Gene Ontology annotation, molecular function: protein binding. The transcript has 11 exons. NCBI's taxonomy places the organism in Eukaryota, Metazoa, Arthropoda, Insecta, Lepidoptera, Sphingidae. The coding region runs from base 2049 to 3791 and encodes 580 amino acids. The record is from RefSeq and is a predicted model, not a curated record.